Molecule: messenger RNA, 3385 nt
Organism: Schistosoma turkestanicum
Lineage: Eukaryota; Metazoa; Platyhelminthes; Trematoda; Strigeidida; Schistosomatidae
Source: the annotation of a GenBank genome assembly
CCAGGUUUCAAGGUGUGGAUGUAAUGCUACCGAGUAGUUGGCCUUUACCGAACCGGCGCUGUGUAUAGAUGUUGCGUUGCAUUUUUAGGACGAUGAUGAUACAUGCCUACUUAUAUUUUGACUUUCAGGCUGAUUACCACGCACACAGUAUACUGUAACUAGCUGAUUGAGCAAUUUAGAAUGCCAAUUUCGGAUUCUACAUUUAGCUCCAAUUUUCAGCACAAACUUCUAACUGUUUAUACAGAUUCAGCUCCAAACUCACUAUCAGAACUUAAUUGUCCUAACAUAUUCAAUCCAGUCAGUGACUUUGACCAUGAAGACACAAGCAACUGUACCUCUGAAACCGUUGGUAAUUCUUUCGUCACUUUUGAGGUCUCAGAGACUGAAACGUGUGCAAGCAACUUAUCAGAUGACUUUCAAGAAAUUCCAGAAUACUCAUUGCAUGCUGAGGUUUAUAUACCAGCAACUUUUCCAAGUGCAUUGUCCAGUUAUACUGUUCAUGCCAACUCAGAUAGUUAUGAAAAUAUUAUUUCCCAGAAUUUGGUGUGGCAAGCUGAGGAAUCUGUUCAUGCACCUAUUAAUAUUAUGAUGGAGCCUUCUCAGGACAAUAAUCUCAUGUCUAAUAUUUACUUGAAUUAUGAGGUAGAUAGUGUCACAGAAAGGCAUUUUCAUGUCACCCUUCCAUCUCACUCAGAGAUUCCCAGAGUUUCACAGCCGGUUUACAGUUUUCAGAACGAAAAUGGUACUUUUAAUGCACACAGUCGCUCUAAGCAUAUGCAAAUAUGUUUCGACAGUACAGCUCAAACGUUUGCAUCACAGUUGAAUGUAACUUCAGAUUUAAUCCGUGUAAGUGAUUUCACCAGUGAGCCAAAAGACAUUACAUUGUCGCAGUCAAACUCUUCCACUGAAAGUUAUUCCUGUAAUUCACACUACUUUGAAGGUGUUUCCAAUUUUUCCAUGAACUCAUCUCUUUGUAUUCAUGCCGUUAAACCAUAUGAGGCCAAUAGAGAAAAUUAUGUGAAUGAUCGCACUGUAUCCAAAGAGCCUUUAAGCUCUUAUGAACUGAUGGAUCAUACUUUCGAAUAUCCAGUCUAUGAUUUCGUUCCCACAGAUGGUCAUAGUUAUACUUGCUAUGAUCCUCCUAAACCAUCUUAUUAUAACUCUUUUUCGGAAGGAUUUAGAAGCACAAUGGUUUAUUCAGAUUUGGGCGCAAACAGCUUCGAAAGUGAACAGCAUGAUUGCUACGAUGAUACUAUAUUCGUCUCAAAUUUUCCAGACCCGUUGGUCACACAAGAUAGUACACACGUUUCUGCUUAUUUAAUUCCCGAUCAAAACCAGGAUCCUCUUUCAAAACAACCAAAUACCUAUCCAGAUACCAUUGUACAAGUUCCUCUUUGUACAGCUUAUGAAAUCAAGGAUUCAAAUAGUCUCCAGUACAAUGACUCACUCCAACGUACACAUCCACUUGAAUUAACUUUGGCAACAUUUUUGACAGAUACAGAACAGCAAUCAACACAUAAUGUUUCUACUGAAUACACACCGGCCGCAGUAUACCCUUGCAUUAGUACGGAUCCAGAACCACUUCCUAACAGCACAGAGUAUUCAUCAGUGAAAAAUGUUCCAACUAAGCGUAUACCUGUUCCUGUCAUAUCUGAGAGUAGUAACACAGUCUCUAAAUCAUCGAAGUGGAUUUGUACUCAUUGCUCGCUGAGUUUUACACGUCCAAGUCACUUGGUAGACCAUCUGCGUAUCCACACCGGUGAAAGACCUUACAAGUGUAUUUUGUGUGGACGUCAAUUCACUCAAGCCUCUAACCUUCGUCGACAUCUCUCAAGCCACAAGGCCUGGCCACCAAUAUCAUCUGUAACUACUGCUGCACCCGAUGGGUACAACAAUCCUGAAAUAGUUUCAAAAAACACUGAAGUGGUAACUAUCCCUAUUUCUUGUCGCCCUAUGUCUCGUAAAGUUUGGAUCUGUCGAUUUUGUGAUCAACGAUUUGAAACGUAUACGCAACUUCGUGCCCAUUUGAUACAUCAUAAAGACAAGCAGGUUUAUGCAUGUGUAUUUUGUGAUUGUAACUCUUCCUUUUCAUCACCAAACAGUUUAUUAAAUCAUUUGUUGGAAAAACACCAAGAUAACAAGAAUGAAGAACUUGCAUGUCAAACUUGCAACAAAAAAUUUCAUGAUUUCUGGCAUCUUGUUGAACACUUGUUACCUCGACGUAACGGAUCAAGCUCCGGUUGUCCUAUACUGCAUAUUAAAUCAAGAAGAAAGGAAAGUAAAUUGCUGAAAAGGAAUCGUAAAGUUAUUUCACAUCGUAGGUCUGCUGGUGUUCAGAAUGGAGAACAAAGUUCGAAUUUGUCAGCCGAAUGCUCUAGAACUGAUAAUUAUUUUAAUUCUACAUUCCAUCUACUUCCUAUACAAAGAUUCAAAAAAGAUAAUUCAUUAUUUGGAUUCAAGUGCCCAUUUUGUGAGGAAAUCUGCAAAAGUCUUAAACAUAUUCAUGCCCAUUUGUCUGGAAGUCAUUCAAAGCUAAUGAAUCCUUCAGUAUUGAGAUCUACCUUGUCAGACAAAACUAUGAGUGAUGACACUAAUGAUAUUAGUUCUUUGUCGCAUAACACAGAUUCAUCUUCCAGUGGUGAUGACCCAUCUAAAACAGCCUUAUUUCUUCUUCAGCUAGAAAAGCGUAUAUUAUCUAAUGGACAUCAGCUAGGAUCUAACAAAAUUGCUUCGCCUAAAAUAUUUGUAUGUAAAUUUUGCGGCAAAAACUUUCAAAAACAGAAGUUUUUUGAUGAUCACGAGUUGAUGUGUCAACAGUCAAUUCAAGAACGAGCACGUCGAAUCCGUCUUAGAGCCAGUAAACGAGAGAAGUUUGCUGUUUUACAGGAGACCAAUACUGAAUCGAAUAUGAAUUUUUGUAUUGAUAUUACUCCUCCAAAUCAAGAUUUCGUCCUUUGUAAUUCAGGUGAUUCAGUUUCAUCGCUUAGAAGGUCUACACGUAAUAGAACAUUUCAUACAUUUUGGAAACCUAAACUAACUCGUCGAAAGCGUAAUUUUAUUGAAUCCAUCUGCUGAAUAACUAUAAACAAGCUCACCUUUAAAGUAAAUUUUCAGGUAUUACAUUAUGAAAUAUAUUUAUGCUCUUUAUCUAUCCUCAUAUAGGCAACAGUUAUUGAUUUAUUUCGCUAAGAUAUGAAUAUUUAGUAAUUUGAUGCUUAACAUAAUUAUUUUGUGUACAUAAUUUUUAUUUCGUUGAAUCUAGUUUGUAUUAUAAAUUCAUCUAUUUCACUUGGCUUGUUUUAGUUACUGAUAGAUUUUCUUUGAAAAAUAUCCCAUGAGCAAUAGUCAAACUAAAAUUUUCACCUCAUUUUUAUAAGCCUUUGUU